AUGGACGCCCACGCGCAUUUACUUUCUCUCGGCUGGGCAGGACCCGGCCAUUCCCUUGACUCGAGACCAUACAAACAAAAAGGGCAUCGAGGCCUGGCUUAUGAUCCCGCAAAGGUCGGCAAUAACGGCGUCGGUCUUGUCAAACCCCUCUCGAUCUCACAAAGAAAAGGACGAUUUGGUGUUGGAAGGAAGACGCAUGAACCUCCAGCUGGAAAUCAGUGGUGGCUGAAGGGUUUUGAGAAUGCGUUGGGAAACAUUGGCAAGAGCGAGAGUGAGAGAAGUAGCGGGACAGCUACUCCAAUAGCAAAUGACUAUGGUGCCGGAAAACAUGGCGGACUUUACAGCUUCUUCGUCAAGGGUCAAGAGAUGGAAGGCACCAUUGGGAAAGUCGGCGACAUGAAACGAACUUCGAAGAAGCGGAAGAGCGAUGCCCUCGACGAUGGAGAACUGGAUGAUACCGCAGAAGCUACAGAGAUCAAAGGGCGAGAAGCUACGGCUGAGUUCGAAGAGGUUGGGGCAUUCUUUGCGUUACGUGAUAAAGACGAGAAGCGUUCCAAACGUGUGCAAAAACAGCAUCCUGUUACAGAAUUCGAGCAAGUCGGCCAGUAUCUUCAGGCAACGUUGGAGAAGAAACAAAGGAAACGGAAAUCGCAAAUUGGGCUCGACACCCUGGUCGACGUUGAUACCGAAAUGCGGUCACCGCCGGGCCAUGUAGAAACGAAAGAAACGAAAGAAGAGAGGCGUGAACGACGGCGGCGACGGAAAGAGAAGAAAGAGCAGAAGCGAAACGCAUUGGCAGAUCUGGAAAACCACAAGCAAACUCCCUUACUCAACGAUGCUGAUCCCGAAGAUCCGGGCGCCAAAGCUGAACGAAGAGCAGAGCGCAAGCGAAGGAAAAGUGAAAAGUCUACCAAGUCUUCGAAGCAGAGCUAA
Fonsecaea erecta is the source of this 933-nucleotide messenger RNA. RefSeq lists its product as hypothetical. The record is from RefSeq and is a predicted model, not a curated record. Bases 1 to 933 code for a protein of 310 amino acids. The transcript has a single exon. Lineage: Eukaryota; Fungi; Ascomycota; Eurotiomycetes; Chaetothyriales; Herpotrichiellaceae.